AUCACAGACACGGGAACCAUGUCACACCAUGAUGUGGUGAAGGGAUGCAAACUGGUCGCCGUGCUUCUUCUCUGGCUUGGAGCCUCUGCUGAAGACAAACGUGCAGGCCGUGCUCAUGCCGCAGAGCCCCAGGAGCACACGUCGCACCGCUCGAUUGGAUUGUCGGACGUGGUGAUCGUGAUCCAGAGUCAGAGGAACUCCUUCCACGCCCGCCGAGGUGGUCAGAGGAAGGUGGAGAUUCUUCGGCAGGCAGCCGAGCUGGGACAGGGAGAUCCAGUUGUUCUUCUUCUCCAUGAGCUGUUAGAGGAUGAACGGGAUUGGAUUAUCAUCCCUCUGCUUCCUGAUCUCUCCGCCACUUACGGCCAAUCGGCAUCCUGGUUUGUCUUCAUCGAGGAGGAAACCAGCAUCUCGCUGGGUAACCUGCUGAAGGUCCUCCACAGAUAUGAAGUCCAGGAGGAAUGGUUUUUGGGGAAGCGUCUCCAUGACAACGAGGCCUCCAUUAUCCACCACUAUGCGUUCUCUGAAGACCCCGCUUCCUUUAGUUACCCUGACCCCGCAGCAGGCUGGGCUCUCAGCACACCGCUGCUCCAGAGACUCGCCGAGCAGAUCCAACAUAAGCAUCUCAAGUCAGACUUCACUAUCGACUUGAAACACGAGCUUGCGUUGUACAUUUGGGAGGAAGGAUAUGGUCCAAAGCUGACGGCAGUUCCAGAGUUUUGUACGGACACGAGAGACAACUGUGCGACAACAUUUACGAGCUACCUGCCCAACUGUGGAAAUCCGGUGUCGAGGACAGAAGUAUUUGUUGCUGUGAAAACUUGCCAAAGGUUCCACUCCGAACGAGUCCCAGUUGUGAAGGCAACCUGGGAGAAAGACGCAGAGUUUAUUGAGUAUUACAGCGACGUCACUGAUGCCUCCAUACCCACCAUCGAUCUGGGAGUGCCCAACACCGAGAGAGGGCAUUGUGGGAAGACUUUUGCCAUCUUGAGGCGGUUCUUGAGCAAAGCUGUACCAGAGGCUGAUUGGCUCCUCAUUGUGGACGAUGACACACUCAUCAGUUUGCCACGGUUGAGGCGACUGCUGCGGUGCUACGACUCAAAGGAGGCGGUGAGCCUGGGGGAGAGAUACGGCUACAGCUUGCUCCUGAACGGAUACAGCUACACCACCGGAGGAGGAGGGAUGGUGCUGAGCCGCGCGGCCGUGUCCCGGCUGCUCUCCAGUGGCUGUCGCUGCUACAGUGAUGAUGCUCCUGAUGACAUGGUGCUGGGCAGGUGCUUCACUUCCUUGGGUGUUCCCAUCACACACAGUCCACUGUUCCACCAGGCACGACCGUGUGACUACUCCGAAGCGCUGGAGCAGGCCGUCUCCUUCCACAAGCACUGGAACAUAGAUCCCGUUGUCGUCUACAGACACUGGCUGCAGGACACACAGCCGCGAGUUGAACUCUAGGAACACUGAGUUUACAAAAGGUAACGCGUACAAUACUGGAGACACACUUUUAUACGAACCCUGGCACAUAAUUAUUACCCGCCUUAAUACCUGCAUCAAGCUAUAUUUUUUAUGUCAACAUAAAAUCAAAUGAGCGGUCGACUGAGUGUGAAACUCCACGGAGGUUUCUACCUUCAUGUCGCCCGACUGGGUUGAACGGCCUGUGUUUGAUUGAAUGAGAACAACACAGCUUCAUUAAAAGCAGCAAACGACAGAUGGGAAAACCUGCUGACUGAAUACAAAUUGUCCUCUGCCUCCACUGGACGUGUAGCUUUAAGCAGCUGCAUUAUGUCAUUUAAGACGACUCGGCGUCUGACCUUUUGCCCUCAAGUGGCCGAAUAUCGGUUAAUGUCACGCAGUUUUUAACCCUCCUGUUACCUUCACAUUUACUCACAUAUUUUACCCUCGGGGUCAAUUUGACCCCAGCAAUUGUUUGUUGACUACCUAAAUAGCCCUUUAAAUAUAUAAAAAAGUUGAUAUUUCUUAUAUGUUUGACACAGUGAAAAACAGCCUGGGGUCAAAUUGACCCCAAAGAACACCGACAUUAAACAUUGAAUGGGGUCAAAUUGACCCUAAAGGUAACAGGAGGGACCAUGACACGUCACAACUGACAGGGCAAAGGUCGACAACAAGGCUCGACGUGGACUCAACAGUGCUUUGAUGCUGCCAUCGGCACGCUCACGUCCAGCAGGUACGUCGGCCGUGGUCAGCAGCUCAGUGAGCACGCUAACAUUUGACUGUGAGAGGAAAUAACACACUUUAGAGACUUUACAGUUCUCGGGAAGCCGUAAAGGACUUCCUGUCUCUCAGCGGUCAUCGAGACCGGGUCUGAGGCGCGCACUGAUUUGACAUCGAGCCACCGGGAUCAUGAGAGUGGACGUCUGAGAGUCACUGCUGGUCACUCCACCCCCAACCCAGAUGUUUCAUUUAUUGAAGAAAGAUUGUGUUGAUAUAUUUGUAAGAUCUGAUAUGUAUGAUACAUCUUGCAUUGGUGAUGUCUCAAGACAUACACUUUUUAUUUUGGUUUUAUUUCAUUUGUUUAGCCAGUUAAAUCGAUCCCUACGAGGAAGACCUGAAGUUGCAGAAGAAAUAAUCCAACAUCAGAGAGCUGAGAUUAAAUACGACACAUAAAAAUACAAGACAUCAAAAAAGCAUGUACGCUAGGAAUAGAGUUAUUACAAAAGAGUAAUUGACCAUAGAAUAUUAUUGAUGAUGAAAACGUUCACAGAAUUUAUUUCAGUAAUAUUGUAUACUAAUUUUCCUUAAUGCAAAUGCACUUUUUGAAGAAUAUGCUUCUUCCUUUUCUCCCUGAGAUUUCCCAACAUAUCUAACUGUUCCUUUAAUUUAACAUUUCUGUUAUAUAUUCUGAAACAAAUGUCCAAAUUCUGCAUAAAAAGUUGUGUGCACAUGUUUUUAUGAACUUUGUAUAUGUUUACCACAUGGCAUAUCAUUAUGCAGAUAAGCCUCUAAUGGGGUUUUGUCAAAUCUUAUUUUUGAACUGUGUGUUUCAAAGUAAUUGACCACAGCUGGCCAGUGCCUGGAUUAAAAUUGUGCAGCUGUUUUUAUGAAUAUAUAAAUGUUUGUGCAUGCUGGCUGAACCGGUUUAAUUAAAUUUUUCAAUAAUUUGAAAAAAAAUAUUUAUUAUGUUGAACAAAACUUUUUUGUGCAUUUUUUUCCUCCUCCUUUCUUUCAAUUGACGAGACCGAGUGAUGGAAGACACAGAUACAGUAUUAUUAUUAUUAUUAUUACUAAAGUUAGAAUUAGAAACACCACGACGCAGGGAUGAUAUUACAUUUUCUUUCCCCUGCCACAGUAGGGUGGCUUUCAUUUUCCCAGACUUCAAUCUCGUAUGCCGUGAAGUGCCCUUCGUCGAUGUCACUGUGAUCUUAGUUACCGUAGCAACGGGGACAUUGACUGCACGGAGGGACAUUUCUGUUGUCACAGUUUCUCUCGAAGGCUUCGUGUGAUGUCCGGCUGAUGAUAUUAUCAUAAAUGAAUCAUGCGCCCUCACAGAAUAAAUAAAUACACAGAUCACGCUCUCUUUAUUCAGAUCACCACGGUACUUGAAUUAUUCACGGCCGCUUCAAAUGACGAUUGAAGAAAGACACGAUUCAUACUUUUUUUUUUUUGCUCGCCUUUUUUGUUUUCAACUUCAUGUCAUGCGGCUGCAGGGAUGUCGGUCCGUUUCUGGGUUUUCGGGCCACUUUGAUUCACAUCAUUAAUCCAGUGAGAUGUCAUAAACUCCAGAGAGCUCUCGCUCUCAGCAGCCCACAGGAGACGUUCAGUCGACAACUGAACCUCAUGUUCCUCUGAGUCGAACUCAGCGGCGAGACUCUUCCUUCUCCCUCUUCUUCCAAUUUCAACCGAUGAACAGUCAAUUAAAUCGGGUUCAGUAAACGCACACAGAUGGUUCUUAUCAUGCUUUUUUUGUUCUGUGGAUCUGACAUGGAUGUUUUUAUUUUUGUCCAUUUUAACAGAGUUCUCCCUUAUUUUAUUUACGUUGUGUGUUCUGAAUUUGUGGGUCUUCUUAUUCCUACUUGACUGUCUAAGAGUCUCCUGAAUGAGGAUACUCCCUAUUCACACUAUUAAUUGUUUGUGCACCUAUUGAGAAGCGUAAAUAUUGUAUAAACAUUGUAUAUGUAAUCUUA
Pseudoliparis swirei is the source of this 4136-nucleotide messenger RNA. It is a transcript of the gene b3glctb, whose product is annotated as beta 3-glucosyltransferase b. Gene Ontology annotation, cellular component: membrane. The transcript is spliced from 15 exons. The record is from RefSeq and is a predicted model, not a curated record. NCBI's taxonomy places the organism in Eukaryota, Metazoa, Chordata, Actinopteri, Perciformes, Liparidae. Bases 19 to 1449 code for a protein of 476 amino acids. Gene Ontology annotation, molecular function: acetylglucosaminyltransferase activity.